AUGGUUCAGAAGUUGGUGUUAUUAUUCGGGCUUUUCAUGUCAGCCACCUGCAUGGUGCUGCACCAGCCGCCCUUGCCGCUCUACCUUCCACUUCAGUACCAGGACCCGACGCCCAAUUACAACUUCGCUUACGAAGUCAACGCCGCCCACACCGGAGACUACAAGAGGCAGCAGGAGAGCCGCAGAGGGGACGCUGUUCUUGGCCAGUACUCCCUCCUGCAGCCGGACGGCCUGACGAGGACUGUCGAAUACCGAGCGGAUGAUCACUCAGGAUUUAACGCGGUGGUGAACAGCGAGGGGAGAUCCAAUGGCCCAAACAGCCAAGGACAGGACAGGCAAAGCGAGAACGGCAACGACAACGAAAGACAGUCGAACGGCAGGCUGCAAGUGGAGCAGCCGUGGCAAAUCCCCAGCGACCAGCAAGCGACUCCCGCGCCGCUGACCAUAUCUCACACCUCCCUGAUACACCAUUCCAUCUCCAAUGGUCACAACUCUUGGAUC
Iphiclides podalirius (scarce swallowtail) is the source of this 501-nucleotide messenger RNA. The record is from the annotation of a GenBank genome assembly. Lineage: Eukaryota; Metazoa; Arthropoda; Insecta; Lepidoptera; Papilionidae.